AUGAGUGCUAAAUCUGAGCUCGUGUUCAUCCCAAGUUCGGGCGUCGGCCACGUGGUGUCGACAGUGAAGAUGGCCAAGUUCCUCAUCGACCGCGACAAUCAGCUCUCUAUCACAGUCCUCAUCAUGAAGUUCCCUUUCGACUCCAAGAUCGAUACCCUCGUCGAGUCGCUCGUCGCCUCCACCACUGCCCGCAUCCGCUUCGUCCUCCUCCCUCGGCGAAACAUGCCCCCAAGGACGUCCCGUAUUGCCUUCAUCCAUCACUUCAUGGAGAGCCACAAACCUGACGUUCGAGAGGCCGUUGCCGAGAUCUCUGCCUGCAACACGCCACGGCUCGCAGGGUUCGUCGUUGACAUGUUUUGCACCUCGAUGAUCGACGUGGCCGUCGAGUUCGGCGUCCCUUCCUACAUGUUCUUCACAUCGGGCGCGGCGUUCCUCGGAAUCAUGCUGCACCUCCAGUCUCUCCAAGACGAGCAACACAUGGACCUGACCAGGCUCAAGGGCUCUGACGCCGAGCUGGACUUCCCGUGCAUCGCUAACCCGCUGCCUGUCGCCAAGUUCUUGCCCUUGGUAGUAGAGUCUACGGAAGAAGAUUGCCGGAUGCUCAUGAGUUGCUACCGGAGGUUUAGGGAAACGAAGGGAAUUUUGGUAAAUACAUUUGCCGAGCUGGAACCGCGUGCGGUGGAGGCCCUGGCCGACCUUGGAGCACCCAAGGUGUACCCCGUGGGCCCCAUACUAAACAUCAAGGCAGAGAGCAAAAAGGGUUUCGAGAUCCUGGAUUGGCUCGACCAACAGCCAAACGGGUCAGUGGUGUUCCUAUGCUUCGGGAGCAAGGGGAGCUUCGACGAGCGCCAAGCAAAAGAGAUUGCCCACGCGUUGGAGCGGAGCGGGUACCGCUUCCUGUGGUCCCUACGGAAGCCGCCAGUGAAGGGCAAGAUGGAAGACCCCCAUGACUACGCGGAUCUUGCAGAGGUCCUGCCCGAGGGGUUCCUCAACAGGACUGCCGGGGUCGGGAGAGUGAUCGGGUGGGCCCCGCAGGUCACAGUUCUAGCCCACCCGGCCAUUGGAGGGUUCGUGUCGCACUGCGGGUGGAACUCCACCCUAGAAAGCAUAUGGUUUGGUGUCCCGAUCGCCGUGUGGCCCCAGUACGCAGAGCAACAAUUCAACGCGUUCCAGCUAGUGGUGGAGCUCGGCCUCGCGGCAGAGAUCAAGAUCGAUUAUCAGAGAGAUCUCGCCAAAGAGAGUGACCUCGUUGUGAUGGCAGACGAAAUAGAGGGAGGGAUAAGGAAGCUAAUGGAGGGCGAGGAGGCUGGGGAGAGGAGGAAGAAGGUGAAGGAGUUGAGCGAGAAGAGCAGGAAGGCUUUGACGGAGGGUGGCUCUUCUUACUCCUCUUUGGCUCGCUUCAUCGAGGAUGUAUGGAGUCAAUGAGCAUUCAUUUAGCAAGGAGACGGGUUGGCUGGUAUUCUGGGUACUGUUCGUAUUUUGAUUCUAUGAUUACUUGGAGUGCGUGUGUUUUAGGGUUUGUGUGGCUAUAAUCCAUAAUCCAUGCUGAUUUUCGUCUACCCUUGACGUGUUUUUAAGUGGAACCAGUCAUUUGGCUUUGGCCCACGAGCUGUAAUCUGCAAAGGCAACGACAGAUAUAGAAUGUGUCCAAAAAGACCUCAUUGCUAAAAUUUCACGUGAUAGAUUUUCGUGAACUUGCACUUCUUUGAUCUUCAAGUAUAAAUGAAACUCCAUAUUGCUCUUGCUUUCACCUCCCCCAAAGGUUUGUUGUACUUCUUCUCUUGCGUCCUUUGCUGUUCCCAUUCCUGAUUCUGUAAGUUAGGGUCCUCUGUUCUUGCUUCCCUUGUGAUAGAAGAUGAGUGUGAAAAGCAUUUCGGAAUAUAGCAAAUUAGCAAAAUUAAA
This is a messenger RNA of Syzygium oleosum, 1902 nucleotides long. Its product is annotated as anthocyanidin 3-O-glucosyltransferase 2-like. The transcript is spliced from 2 exons. The record is from RefSeq and is a predicted model, not a curated record. Gene Ontology annotation, molecular function: UDP-glycosyltransferase activity. NCBI's taxonomy places the organism in Eukaryota, Viridiplantae, Streptophyta, Magnoliopsida, Myrtales, Myrtaceae. Bases 1 to 1425 code for a protein of 474 amino acids.